UCUGAGGCUCAGGAGGAGAGCGAGCUAUGUGCAUAUGCAGAUGAAGUUCAGCUCAUGUCCUCUCAGUGAACAAGCAACAAUUACAGUACCGAAAGAGAAAGGAAGCAGCAGUUCAACAACUGCACAAAGUAACCUUUAAACCGCAGCAGAAAGCUGCUGAGCUCUCUGGGACCCGCUCUGUACUAUGCCGAGACUUUUUUAAAUGCAGUUUAGCUAGUAAACAUUCUGGUUUGAGAAAAAAGAGACACUACGUCUCUUUUGUGAAGUGGCCUAGAAAUAGAUGCAUGCAUACAUUUUAAUUUAAACAUACCCUCGAGCUAAGAUGACAAAGUAGCUCUGCUCCAAAAGUCAUUUGUGGCUUGUUGCAUUAUCUCGCUUUAGAUGAGCUCUGUAUUGUGUGUCAGAGCGCAAUCUGCAACGCAGUGAACUCUGCUUUUAGACAGCCUGUCACUUCUGUGCAACUUCUCAGCGGUUACAUUUGUGCAGCAUCGGGGCGAGUUUAUACAAAAGUUUUUGACCUGUUCUGGACUUGGUUGCUGCUCUUCUUAUUUUCCAAGGCUUACACUUAGCACGGUGAUAAGGCAAAGGGAGGCAAUGGAUUGGAGAUGGACUGGCUUGUUGGUUCUGCUCCCAUUUCAGCUCCUGUACUGUAUCCUUCGGGGUGUCGUUUGCCUGCUGCUGCCGCCCCGACUGCGGGACAUUUCUGGGGACAUUGUGCUCAUCACCGGUGGGGGACGGGGCAUCGGUCGACAUCUGGCCAAGGAGUUCGCAAAGCAAGGCGCAAGGAAGUUGAUUCUUUGGGGGCGAACCGAAAAAUGUCUGAAAGACACAGCAGAGGAGAUCAGAAUGGCUGGAACAGAGUGCCACUACUUUAUUUGUGAUGUUGCAAACCGAGAAGAAGUGUACCAACAGGCCAAAGCUGUCCGUGAAAAGGUGGGUGAUGUCACUAUCCUGGUAAAUAAUGCUGCAGUGGUUCAUGGGAAGAGUCUAAUGAACAGUGAUGAUGAUGCACUUUUGAAGUCACAGCACAUCAACACCAUGGGGCAGUUCUGGACCACCAAGGCCUUCCUGCCACGGAUGCUGGAACUACAGAACGGUCACAUAGUGUGCCUGAACUCCAUCUUGGCCUUGUCGGCGAUCCCAGGUGCAAUUGACUACUGCACUUCGAAAGCAUCUUCUUUUGCUUUUAUGGAAAGUCUGACCUUGGGGCUGCUGGACUGUCCUGGAGUCAGUGCUACAACAGUAUUGCCCUUUCAUACCAGCACUGAGAUGUUCCAGGGCAUGAGAGUGAGGUUCCCAAGUCUCUUUCCUCCUCUGAAACCAGAGACAGUGGCACGUAAAACAGUAGAGGCAGUUCGCUCAAACCAAGCACUUCUCCUCCUGCCUUGGACAAUGCAUAUACUGGUGGUCUUGAAAAGCAUCCUUCCUCUGGCAGCGCUUCAGGAAAUCCACAAAUUUUCUGGUACUUACACAUGCAUGAACACAUUCAAAGGGCGGACAUAGAACUAAAGGUUUGGACUCUUUUCUUGUGAAGAGAACCUAUGAAAAAAUAAAUCAGAGGAGACUGUGAUUACUGCCUGCUCUGCAAAGCACAUUGUGGCUAGAUGGCCAAGAAUCUUAUAGGGGCACAGUACUACCAGACCAUACUGAUGGCACUGAAGCGGUGUUGUGGGACAAAUCUGAGCCCCUAACUGUUGGUGACUGUUGGAGAAACGGAAAUAUGUUUUAUUUGCAAAACUAAAACCUCUGUGUAGAUUUGGAAACUCACCAGAAAAUUUCUAAACAAACCUAAUAAUACUUCUGCUGCAGUAAACAAAUAUAAGUAUUUUUAAUUUGUGCUGUGCUAGGGAAUGCAUUUCUCUCAUUGACUGGAACUGUUUUUCACCAGUACUGAUAAUCCAUUUAGGAGAAUGUCAUUACUUUUCAGACAACAUAAUAUUACUAAACACUUUUCUGUUGGUAACUGGAACAGUUUCUCCUUUCAGCAUGCAUACAAGACAAUAAAUGUAAAAUAUAAUGUUUUUAUUAAUGUAAA
Protopterus annectens (West African lungfish) is the source of this 2035-nucleotide messenger RNA. It is a transcript of the gene DHRS3, whose product is annotated as dehydrogenase/reductase 3. Gene Ontology annotation, cellular component: lipid droplet. Lineage: Eukaryota; Metazoa; Chordata; Ceratodontiformes; Protopteridae. Gene Ontology annotation, molecular function: oxidoreductase activity, acting on the CH-OH group of donors, NAD or NADP as acceptor. The transcript has 6 exons. The coding region runs from base 595 to 1503 and encodes 302 amino acids. The record is from RefSeq and is a predicted model, not a curated record.